ACGUGUUAUUUGUAUUAUCGAGUGUGUGUGUGCGGAUGUGAGGGGGGGGUGUGUUUGCGGGACAACGAGCUGUGUUGUGUGCGCGUGAGUUUAACGCAAAGCUGGCGGACUUCGACAUGGCGUCCGGCGAAACGCUGUACAUAGAGACGGACGGCGCGGACAUGCCCACGGAGAUCGUGGAGCUGCACGAGAUCGAAGUGGAAACGAUAGAAACGACGGUGGUCGGCGGGGACGAGGACGAGGACGAGGACGAGGACGAUGAACAUCAGCCCAUGAUCGCGCUGCAGCCGCUGGUGACCGACGACCCGAGUCAGAUCCACCACCAUCAGGAGGUGAUCCUGGUCCAGACCCGCGAGGAGGUGGUCGGCGGAGACGAUUCGGACCUCCGGGCGGACGACGGCUUCGAGGACCAGAUCCUCAUCCCGGUGCCCGGCGCGGAGGAGGAAUACAUCGGACAGACUUUAGUGACAGUCGCGGGGAAGAGCUCCGUGGGGCGGAUGGGGAAGAGGUCGGGCGCGGGCAGCAAGAAAUCGGGCAAGAAGAGCUACCUGAGCGCGGCGGAGGGCACCGGGAGAAAAUGGGAGCAGAAGCAGGUCCAGAUCAAGACCCUGGAGGGGGAGUUCUCCGUGACGAUGUGGGCAUCGGAUGAUAAGAAGGACAUUGAUCAUGAGACAGUGGUUGAGGAACAGAUCAUUGGAGAAAACUCGCCUCCGGAUUAUUCUGAAUACAUGACCGGGAAAAAACUUCCUCCUGGAGGAAUCCCGGGAAUCGACCUGUCGGAUCCCAAACAGCUGGCGGAGUUUGCCAGAAUGAAGCCCAGGAAGAUCAAAGAGGACGACGCGCCCCGAACGAUCGCCUGUCCACAUAAAGGCUGCACUAAAAUGUUCAGGGAUAAUUCAGCCAUGAGGAAACACCUCCACACUCACGGCCCGCGGGUUCACGUGUGUGCUGAGUGCGGGAAAGCGUUUGUGGAGAGCUCGAAAUUAAAGCGUCAUCAGCUGGUUCACACUGGAGAGAAACCCUUCCAGUGCACUUUUGAGGGCUGCGGGAAACGCUUCUCGCUGGACUUUAACCUGCGGACGCACGUCCGCAUUCACACCGGGGACCGACCCUACGUUUGCCCGUUUGACGGCUGCAAUAAAAAGUUUGCUCAGUCCACCAACCUCAAAUCGCACAUUCUGACACACGCCAAAGCCAAAAACAACCAGUGAGCGCUUCUUUGUGUGUCCUAAAGCCCCGACGCUAAACGCAUCUUAGCACUGGAGACGUGAACCGACGCUCCGCUGCGCUCGGUCGCUCACAACCAAUCAAAGAACUCGAAGGAACGUCUGCAAGUUGUGAUGACCCCUGCAUUCAUCUGGACCCGGAGCUGAACCGGGCCCAAACAGACCUUCCCGAAGCCCUCGCGUUCAACAAGACGCCACAUUUCAGACGCUUUUUACCACAAAGACGACAUUCGGAAGGGAGCUUCAUUUUCCCACUUUUACUUCAGUCUCCCUGCUCCUCAUAGACAUAAAGCUUUUAAUUUUGUAUUUCUCAAGUGUGCAUAUUGUACACUUCUUUCUGGGAUAUGUUUAGUAAUGAUCAUGAAUUAUCCCUGACGAUUUACGAGUGGUGACAUGUUCUUCACAGACGGGGUGAUGAUAUUAGUUACUGUACAAUGAUGCUCUAAGUAUUUUUAUGUACCUUUCUUUUGUGUUGGCUUUUGGUGUUUUGUAUGGUUGUAUUGGAACCAUUAAAUGCUGGCGUGAGAUCAUGUAGAAUCGAGCGGCAGUGAGUCGGCCCGUGUGUUUUCUGCUUUGAACCGCAGCACACGUGAAGAACGUGUUGGCAUCCAUCUCAACUGAAGAGCGUUAACUGUUGAUGUUUUUCUUUGUUAGAACGUAUGUAAAAAUCUAAACUAUCAACUAUCCUUUGUUAAUAUUUACACUUCAUCUGUAUUUCAGUGAGCUAAAAUUAAAAAAGAGGGGAAAUAAUUUGUCACAUUCGUUUGCAUUAAAGCUGGAAGUGAAUGAAGUUUUUAACUCUGAUUAACCUUAAAUAUGUUAGAAUAAAUGAUGAGAUUUUGGGCA
Molecule: messenger RNA, 2072 nt
Organism: Triplophysa rosa
Lineage: Eukaryota; Metazoa; Chordata; Actinopteri; Cypriniformes; Nemacheilidae
Gene: yy1b
Product: YY1 transcription factor b
Exons: 5
Coding region: 117-1211 (364 amino acids)
Biological process (GO): regulation of transcription by RNA polymerase II
Cellular component (GO): PcG protein complex; transcription regulator complex
Molecular function (GO): RNA polymerase II cis-regulatory region sequence-specific DNA binding; DNA-binding transcription factor activity, RNA polymerase II-specific
Source: RefSeq, a predicted model, not a curated record